This is a messenger RNA of Eleginops maclovinus (Patagonian blennie), 3974 nucleotides long. Its product is annotated as zinc finger protein 79-like. Lineage: Eukaryota; Metazoa; Chordata; Actinopteri; Perciformes; Eleginopidae. Gene Ontology annotation, molecular function: DNA-binding transcription factor activity; RNA polymerase II cis-regulatory region sequence-specific DNA binding. The record is from RefSeq and is a predicted model, not a curated record. Bases 239 to 2461 code for a protein of 740 amino acids. The transcript has 2 exons. Gene Ontology annotation, biological process: regulation of transcription by RNA polymerase II.
AUGAGAACUCAUACUGGAGGGAAACCAUUCAGCUGCUCAGUCUGUAAGAAAGCCUUUACACGGAGUGGAGAUUUAAAGAUACACAUGAGAAAACACACAGGAGAGAAACCAUUCAGCUGCUCAGUGUGUAACACAUCUUUUACUCAGCGAGGAUGUUUAAAGCAACACAUGAGAAUCCACACGGGAGAGAAACCGUUCAGCUGCAGUGUUUGUGACAAAACAUUUACACGUAGUCAUCAUGUCAAACGCCAUAAGUGUGUUGGUCGUCAGUCCUCACAGCUUCAUCAAACUCAAACUGAGGCACAUCCUCCAGCCAGCAGCUCAGCUGAACACAUGGAAACUGAAGCUGAUGGAGAGGACUGUGGAGGACCAGAACCAGCCAGGAACUCGGAUCCAGAGAGACAUUUACAACCAGGGACCGAGGACAACCCUGGAGACUCUUCUGAACCUGAGACUGAGGACAGUGGAGACUCUUCCUAACCUGAGACUGAGGACAGUGGAGACUCUUCUGAACCUGAGACUGAGGACAGUGGAGACUCUUCCUAACCUGAGACUGAGGACAGUGGAGACUCUUCCUAACCUGAGACUGAGGACAGUGGAGACUCUUCUGAACCUGAGACUGAGGACAGUGGAGACUCUUCUGAACCUGAGACUGAGGACAGUGGAGACUCUUCUGAACCUGAGACUGAGGACAGUGGAGACUCUUCCUAACCUGAGACUGAGGACAGUGGAGACUCUUCUGAACCUGAGACUGAGGACAGUGGAGACUCUUCCUAACCUGAGACUGAGGACAGUGGAGACCCUUCCUAACCUGAGACUGAGGACAGUGGAGACUCUUCCUAACCUGAGACUGAGGACAGUGGAGACUCUUCUGAACCUGAGACUGAGGACAGUGGAGACUCUUCUGAACCUGAGACUGAGGACAGUGGAGACUCUUCCUAACCUGAGACUGAGGACAGUGGAGACUCUUCCUAACCUGAGACUGAGGACAGUGGAGACUCUUCCUAACCUGAGACUGAGGACAGUGGAGACUCUUUUGAACCUGAGACUGAGGACAGUGGAGACUCUUCUGAACCUGGGACUGAGGACAGUGGAGACUCUUCUGAACCUGAGACUGAGGACAGUGGAGACUCUUCCUAACCUGAGACUGAGGACAGUGGAGACUCUUCCGAACCUGAGACUGAGGACAGUGGAGACUCUUCCUAACCUGAGACUGAGGACAGUGGAGACUCUUCCUAACCUGAGACUGAGGACAGUGGAGACUCUUCCUAACCUGAGACUGAGGACAGUGGAGACUCUUCUGAACCUGAGACUGAGGACAGUGGAGACUCUUCUGAACCUGAGACUGAGGACAGUGGAGACUCUUCUGAACCUGAGACUGAGGACAGUGGAGACUCUUCCUAACCUGAGACUGAGGACAGUGGAGACUCUUCUGAACCUGAGACUGAGGACAGUGGAGACUCUUCCUAACCUGAGACUGAGGACAGUGGAGACCCUUCCUAACCUGAGACUGAGGACAGUGGAGACUCUUCCUAACCUGAGACUGAGGACAGUGGAGACUCUUCUGAACCUGAGACUGAGGACAGUGGAGACUCUUCUGAACCUGAGACUGAGGACAGUGGAGACUCUUCCUAACCUGAGACUGAGGACAGUGGAGACUCUUCCUAACCUGAGACUGAGGACAGUGGAGACUCUUCCUAACCUGAGACUGAGGACAGUGGAGACUCUUCUGAACCUGAGACUGAGGACAGUGGAGACUCUUCCUAACCUGAGACUGAGGACAGUGGAGACUCUUCCUAACCUGAGACUGAGGACAGUGGAGACUCUUCUGAACCUGAGACUGAGGACAGUGGAGACUCUUCCUAACCUGAGACUGAGGACAGUGGAGACUCUUUUGAACCUGAGACUGAGGACAGUGGAGACUCUUCUGAACCUGGGACUGAGGACAGUGGAGACUCUUCUGAACCUGAGACUGAGGACAGUGGAGACUCUUCCUAACCUGAGACUGAGGACAGUGGAGACUCUUCCGAACCUGAGACUGAGGACAGUGGAGACUCUUCUGAACCUGAGACUGAGGACAGUGGAGACUCUUCUGAACCUGAGACUGAGGACAGUGGAGACUCUUCCUAACCUGAGACUGAGGACAGUGGAGACUCUUCCUAACCUGAGACUGAGGACAGUGGAGACUCUUCUGAACCUGAGACUGAGGACAGUGGAGACUCUUCUGAACCUGAGACUGAGGACAGUGGAGACUCUUCUGAACCUGAGACUGAGGACAGUGGAGACUCUUCUGAACCUGAGACUGAGGACAGUGGAGACUCUUCCUAACCUGAGACUGAGGACAGUGGAGACUCUUCUGAACCUGAGACUGAGGACAGUGGAGACUCUUCUGAACCUGAGACUGAGGACAGUGCUGAUGGUCAGGAUUAAACUCUGUGGUAAAGACCCUGUCAGUGUGUAACGUGAUACCUGUGAGUUAAAUCUGAAUGUGCAUCAAAAAACCAACAAUUCGUAUAACUUUGAAUAUUCAGAUGAGGAAACCUGCCUGACUGUAUGAACUCUGUUGGACAAUAUUCAUGACUCCAUGUGACCUCCAUCUCUAUCAACAUACUGUGAGUGGACAACAUGUCUAAUGUUUGUGUCUUACUGCUUCUCUGAUUUAUACUACAACCACUGGCUGUGGAUUUAAGGGCUCAGAGUUUCCUUUUAGACAUACAGGAGGAUCUUAUGUGUUGGAUCUGUGUUGGUGAUAUUCCAGCUAACCUUUGGUUGUAGUUAUUUCAUGUCAGUAUUUUAUGUGACUUGAUUAAAUCUUAAAUACUUUCUCCUUAAAAAAAUCAUAAUGUUGUAAGUAGAGCUUAAAACUGCAAAAAGUAGAAACAGGAGCAAGAGACCAAAAAUACGCAAUUGAUUGAAAACUGAAUUUAAGCUGCAGGCUGUUCAUCAGCUGGUCAAAAGUUUAAGACCACAUCUGAAAAAAAACAGAACUCAAAGGUUAGUAUUAAGUGGCCCCACAGUUCUUGUUGAUAACGUGUUUGAUGCGAGUGUUUCCAGGAGGCUGGCUGGAAAGUUCCUCCAUGGCUUCACUAAGGGCUCCCACGGUCUGCAACUGGGAGAGUAAAAUAAUUUCCCACCUAAUUUCAAACAAAUCCCAAGGUGUUAUUCAGUAGCGUUAACUCUGGCCCCGCCCCCAGGACCAGCAUCCACAUGUCUCCGGCUAAGUGUGACUCAUUUUUACAUUUCUUUAUUAGCAAAGUUCAGGAUGUUAGAUUGAACAUCAUCCUCCAUCAUUUUCCAGUAUCGUACCAUUACCAAAAUCAAGCCGUUUCUCUCCUCCAUUGACCUUUAUCUCGUCCUGUUUAGAAUACUGCGACGCCUUCUAUACUGGGUCAGUCAUCCCUGUCCCACCUGCAACUGGUCCAGAACGCAGCCAGGCUCCUCACAGGAAAAGGGACCAUAUUACCCCCAAUCUGGCAGCCAGUGCGCCUCAGAAUUGAUUUUAAACUUGUCCUGUUUGUGUUUAAAGCCCUAAAUGGGCAGUGCCCCUCUUAUGUUGCAGACCUCCUUAUCCAGUAUUCCAGCUCCAGGCCCCUCAGGUCGACUCACCUGGUUGUCCCACGCUCCAGACGUAAACUCAGGGGCGACCGAGCCUUUUCUAUUGCAGCCCCAAGACUGUGGACCAGCCUCCCCCUCCCUGUCAGAUCAGCCCCUCCAUUGACUGCUUUAAAUGCUAUACACACACUUUUAUACUAUUUGGUGUCUUUAAAUGUGCUUUAUUAAUAAAUAGGAUUGAUUGAUUGAUUAUCGACCACUUUUGUGAACUUCCCUUUGCCGUCCAACCCCAAACGUUCUCAAUGGGAUUAAGAUCAGGGGAACCCACAGGUCCAAAAGAGCGACGUCUUUGAUCAUAUUAACUGUCCAAAAAUCUGCCAAAUAAACACAUUUAUAAACAACAAACUCAUUUCUUUAUAAUA